This is a messenger RNA of Ricinus communis (castor bean), 1558 nucleotides long. RefSeq lists its product as uncharacterized. The transcript is spliced from 2 exons. NCBI's taxonomy places the organism in Eukaryota, Viridiplantae, Streptophyta, Magnoliopsida, Malpighiales, Euphorbiaceae. Gene Ontology annotation, molecular function: polysaccharide binding. The record is from RefSeq and is a predicted model, not a curated record. Bases 574 to 1488 code for a protein of 304 amino acids.
GAAUGUCAAGAGCAGUGGCCGUUAGCCGCUGAUCACUUGUUUCAAAGUCGAGACAUGAGCUUAUCCUAGUGUGAAUCUUGAUCAUUCCAGUAGCCAUUAGUACCUGAUCAGUUGUUUCAAAUUCCAGAGAUGAGCUCCCCUCAAUUAAUUAGGGGCAUAGUCAGGACUGACAAUUGCAAGCUUCAAGUUCAAUAUUAACUAAACAAUAUUAUAUUAUCAUAUGGAUUAAACGGUGUGAUGCAUAAGAAUGAGUGGCUAGGUACGUAAUGCGCAAAAAUGGAGCCCGAAGUCGUGUAAGUGGUCAUUACAGCCGUGGGGCCACUAUGUUUGAAAAAUGAGAGCCAAUUAGCCCACUUUUCUUCUGGAUCACAGUACUGGACUGUCUCAACAGUCAAAAAGUUGUCAUUUUCCUUUUGAGUAAAUCUCGGAGAAGGCAUCAACUCCAACCUUCUUUUGUUAGAACCGAUGGAUCCAAAGUGAUUGAUCUUUCUGUCUUCCACUACCACAAAUCCUCUCUCUCUAGUCCUAAAAUUUUCAACACAUUAGCUCUCUCACCAUACUCUCACGCAUUGAAUGGUUUUUGAAAUACAAUUAGUAAAGACAAUGGAUCCUUUAAUGUUGCUGUCGCCACUUACAUUCUUCAGUCUCAUACUCACAACCUUAACGCUUCAAUCACUACCAUCCCUUGCUCUCACUUCUUGCAGAACCUCUUGCGGCAGAGUCGACAUACGCUACCCAUUCGGCGUGGACGAUGGCUGCGGGGCACCCCAGUUUCGCGGCAUGUUUAACUGCAGCAAUGACUUGUUCUUUAUAACACCUUCAGGUAGCUACAAAGUGCAACAGAUUGACUAUGAAAAGAAAACAAUCGAAGUAUAUGAUCCUGCAAUGUCUACAUGCUCUAUUCUCCAGCCUCACCAUGACUUUGUCAUGUCAGACAUACAAUCUUCUAUGAUUCCACCAACUCCAGACACUGUCUUUGCUCUCCUUAAUUGCUCUAUCGACUCUCCAGUUCUUAACCACUACAAGAAUCUCUGUUUCAACUUCUCUGGCCAUUCUUGUGAUGAGCUUUAUGGCUCGUGCAACGCAUUCAGAGUGUUCCAUUUGCUAACCAACAGUUCUCCGCCGUGCUGUUUUACUGGAUAUGAUACAGUGAGGUACAUGAGCAUGAAUAUUUUGGACUGCACACAUUAUACUACUGUGGUGAAUACUGAUAAUUUGAAGGGUAUUGGUCCCUUAGAUUGGGUAUAUGGCAUCAAAUUGUCGUAUAGUAUGCCGGAUACUGGAUGCGAACGGUGCUCGCAGUCUGGCGGUACCUGUGGAUUUGACACUGAGACAGGAGGAAUGCUCUGUCUUUGCUCUUCUUCCACUAAUGCUACUAGAGAAUGUGCUGCAGGAAGUAUUACAGCUGGGGUUGGAAGCAGCCAUUCUCCAUGGAGGCUUUUUCAUGUACUAGUUGUAUUGGUUUUGGGUGUAAUUGUGAUUUUGUAACUGUAUUUGUCACUGGACUAUUCGCUCAGGGGACUGCUUUUUUCCUUUUUAGUUUAUUUUCCAUUGUUGA